Candoia aspera is the source of this 996-nucleotide messenger RNA. Its product is annotated as olfactory receptor 11G2-like. Gene Ontology annotation, biological process: G protein-coupled receptor signaling pathway. The record is from RefSeq and is a predicted model, not a curated record. Gene Ontology annotation, molecular function: olfactory receptor activity; G protein-coupled receptor activity. Bases 28 to 996 code for a protein of 322 amino acids. NCBI's taxonomy places the organism in Eukaryota, Metazoa, Chordata, Lepidosauria, Squamata, Candoiidae. The transcript has a single exon. Gene Ontology annotation, cellular component: membrane.
GAUAGUGGCUUUAUUAUAUGAUUCCAGAUGGAGUUGGCCAAUGGGACUGCAGUCCAGGAAUUCAUUUUGCUGGGAUUUGGAAUGGAUCAGCAGAAACAGUUCCUGCUACUUGUUUUAUUGAUUAUGCUUUACAUGCUCACUUUGAUUGAAAAUAGCACCAUUAUCACAGUGGUCCUUAUAGAUAGUCAGUUGAGCCAACUCCCCAUGUACAUCCUGCUGAGCAACUUUUCCUGGCUGGAGAUCUGCUAUGUGACCACCAGUGUUCCUCGCUUGCUUUUUGAUCUUGCAACUCAAAACCAUGUCAUCUCCUUCCAUGCUUGCUUGCUUCAGUUCUAUGUCUGGUUUUCUCUUGGCACCACUGAAUUCUUAUUUCUCUCAGCCAUGGCCUUAGAUCGUUACUUAGCUAUUUGCCAUCCCUUGCAUUAUCCCAACAUUAUGUCCCCAAAUUUCUGCUACCGAUUGGUAAGUGGAUGUUGGAUUGUUGGCUUUCUAGGGUACAUGGCCCCAGUUGUUUUGAUGUCUGAAUUGUCCUUUUGUGGAGACAACAUCAUUGACCACUUUGUGUGUGAUCCUCUACCAAUUCUUUCCUUAGCUUGUCCUCCACUUGGAAAAGCUCCACUUACCUGGCAGAUUAGCCUAAACAUUAAUUAUUUAGGCAAUGUUGUCUUUGUGAUGUUCUCCUAUGGUAAUGUGAUCUACACCUUGAUGAAAUCCUCCAGCAAAGGUCAUCGCAAGAAGGGCUUCUCCACCAUCUCUAUGCAUCUCUUGGUGGUGACAAUUUUUUUUGGCACUGUUGGAGCAAUGUAUAUGGUUCCAAGUGGUAAAAGCCACUCCAGUGUUGGCAAAGCCAUUACAGUCUUCUAUGCUGCUGUCACACCGUUUCUCAACCCCUUGAUCUACUGUCUGAGGAACGACCGGGUGAAACAGGCACUGGGCAAGCUGCUCAGAAGAAUGAUGGGGUUGCUGCUGAAAAAGAUCCCAGUGAAAAAGAGGUAA